Messenger RNA from Paramecium tetraurelia, 1284 nucleotides. RefSeq lists its product as uncharacterized. The record is from RefSeq and is a predicted model, not a curated record. Gene Ontology annotation, biological process: mitotic DNA damage checkpoint signaling; protein phosphorylation. Gene Ontology annotation, cellular component: nucleus; cytoplasm. Gene Ontology annotation, molecular function: protein serine/threonine kinase activity; ATP binding. NCBI's taxonomy places the organism in Eukaryota, Ciliophora, Oligohymenophorea, Peniculida, Parameciidae. The transcript is spliced from 3 exons.
AUGCAGGAGGUUAUUAAAAAUUAUAAAAUUAUUAAAAAAAUCGGUCAAGGAGCAACUGGAAUAGUGUAUGUUGUAGUAGAUGAAAAUAACAAUUAUUAUGCUUUAAAACUUUAAAGUAAUAUAUCAAAUUCUGAAAAAGCAAUGAACAAUUAAAUCAAGGAAAUCAAAUUUUAGAAUGUUAUCAACACUUAUGAAUAAUUUGAAUACAAAAAGGACUUUUUUAAUUAUUUUUGUGUUGUAAUGGAUUUUUGUAAUACUGGAGAUCUUUAUUAAUAUUUGAAUUAAAAUCAUUUUAAACUAACUUUCGAAUAGAAGAAGUUUAUGUUAUUUUAGAUAGCUUUUGGUAUUUGGGAAAUCCAUUAAUUGAAUAUUAUUCAUCGGGAUAUUAAACCUUCAAAUAUACUUGUAUAGAUUUUUAAUAAUGAUCAAUUUUUAUUCAAAAUUUGCGAUUUAGGAUUGUCUAAAAUAUAAGAAAACCUAAACACUAUUAAUAUCGGAACUCCUUAUUAUAUGGCUCCAGAAUUAAUAGAUCCUAAUCAAUAGAAAGCAGAAUACGACAAGUCUGUUGAUGUUUGGGCAUUUGGAGCACUCAUUUUUGAUUUCUAUUCCAAUUAAUAAUUAUUUUUUGGACUUAAAAUAUCUUAAAUAUUUGACCAAAUUAAAAGUGGUUUAUUUUUGCAAUAAAAGCUUAUGGUGUAUGUUAAAGAUCCACUACUUCUUGAUAUUGCAAAGAGUUGCUUAUCCUAUUUUCCAAAAGCAAGACCAUCUAUUGAAUAAAUCCUUAUUUAACUUAAUGAACCUUGGUUUUAGUAAAAAAAAAAAUAAUUUAUGGAGUAAAAUUAAAAAAUUUUUAGUCCAAAUUAAGAUAAGAUUUUAGCUUAAAUUUAAGAUAAAAACGAUGAAAAAUAACCUUAAAAUCAAUAAUAUUAAACAGAAAAUUCAGUUCAAUGUUAAAAAAAAAUUGAAGAUCAGCCAAAAUAAAUAAUUUAAGAGUAGCAAAAAUAUGAUCAAAACUAAAAUAAAAUUUCAGAUCAGUCCCAACAAAUAAUUUAGAAUCGGCCAAGCUAAUUAGAGUAAAAUCAAGCAAGCUAAAUAAAAUCUAAUAGUUAUAUUCGAAAUAAAGUUAGAUUAAGAUGUUUGCUAUUUGAUUAAAACCUAAUUGAAUAAUUGUGCACUAUGAUAGAAAAAGGAUGCUAAUAAGAUUAAGUUGUGUAAUUAAUGGAUGAAGUAAUAAUAAAAUAACUUUAAUUCAAAAUGAAUCAAAUUAGAAAGAUAAAUUAAUGA